AUUAUUUUUAGCUUUAAAAUGUCGGCAGAAGUGAAUGCUUUGCUUCAGGAGCAAAGACGGAUCAAUGAGGAGAUGAUGACUUCUAUGCGAGCAAUGCAGAUGAAGCUGGAGUUGUUAACGGGAGGAGCUGGUAAUUCCACAGCAGGAGGAGUUGGAAGCAACUCUGGGACAGGGGCACCAACAUCACAGAUGCCAGGCUCUCAAAUGGGAGGCGCUUUCGGAGGUUCUAACGGAAGCUCUUUCGGAGGUUCCAACGGGGGUUCUUUCGGAGGAUCCAACGGGGCUUCUUUCGGAGGUUCUAACGCUGGAAACUGGGGAAAUGUGAAUUAUGGUAACUUUCCUGUUGGAGGAGGUAUGGGAGGUGGUUAUGGGAGCAAUGAGGCGGGGUAUGGGAUGGCAGGAGGUUGGAAUAAUAUGGGAGGAGGAGGAGGAAUGGGAUUUCCGAACUUCGGGAACUUUGAUAAUACUGUAGGUUCUGGAGGUGGGAAGAUGAGAGGAGGUCACGGUCCUGGUGGAAUGAACAGGGCUGAUGGUCCAUACAAGAUAAAUAUGCUGGUUCCUAAAGAGCUCGGAGAAUGGGAUUGUCCCGAAUGCGGAAACCUGAACUGGGCGAAGAGAGAGAAGUGUAACGGUCGAAAUGAAUCCUGUAAGGUGACGAAGAAGCCUGAAUUUAUUCGGCGGGGAGGCGGGGAGUGGAAUUGUACUGAUUGUGGAAAUCUGAAUUACGGUCGCCGAACUGAAUGCAAUGUAUGUAAAGCAAUGCGACCUGCCAACGCAGGACCAAUGCCUCCGAUGGUUUCAAUGCCCCCCAGCCAGUAUGGUCCAGUUGGUCCUAUGCAUGGAGGAAUGGGGCCCCGAAUGGGUGGAAUGAUGGGCCGUGGAGGUCGAGGAGGACAAGAUAGACCCGCGGGUGGGAUGUCACGACGGACACGGCGUCCAGGGGCUCCUGAACCUCGUCCUGGGGACUGGGAAUGUCCACGUUGCUACAAUAUCAAUUUCUCCUACAGGGAGCGAUGCAAUGGUUCCCGAAAGAAUGAUACUCUGUGUAACCUGAUUAAACCUGCCUUCAGUGAGUACAAGGUCCCUCCAGUUAAAGAGGCCGACAAGUUCUCCGAUACGGACUGGGAUUGCUGGAGAUGUGGUAAUAUAAACUUCGCCAAGAAGGAAUCCUGUAAUAAAUGCGACCUAGACAGAAGUAAAGCUCAUGACCAAAGUUUGAGGGGAGACUACGCUGAUUACACGAGUUAAUAAGUUCAAAUCUUAUUUAGUGUUAUUUGUUUACAGUGCAUAUUGUACACUGUACAGUACUGUACAGCUUAAGUGUUCAUC
Eurytemora carolleeae is the source of this 1329-nucleotide messenger RNA. Its product is annotated as ranBP2-type zinc finger protein At1g67325. Lineage: Eukaryota; Metazoa; Arthropoda; Copepoda; Calanoida; Temoridae. The record is from RefSeq and is a predicted model, not a curated record. The transcript is spliced from 7 exons. The coding region runs from base 19 to 1248 and encodes 409 amino acids.